AUGAACCAAUUUGAUGGAGUUUCGGGCAAUCACUCACUUGUAACUAUUAUAAAUGAUUUACAUGGAAAAGAGGUGAUGGUCGAAUUGAAAGACGGCAACAGAUUUGUCGGAAUAUUCGCAGCCUGCUCCAAUGAGUUGUCAAUUGGUUUGAAAUAUGCCUAUGAGAAAAAGGCAUCCAAUGAGAUGAACUUACUUCCAAUUAAAAAAGAAAUUAACGAGAAAAUGUUGUUCGAAUAUGGAGACGUCGUUGUUAUUUCCGCAUUAAUUACUGAUGAGAAGAAAAACAAAGGUUUUGCCACUGAUAGAGAUUAUCACUCAAAGGCAAAUGGUAAACAUGACGAACAAGAAUUUGAAGAAUGGGAAGACGAAGAGUCCAAGGAUGCGGACGGUGUUCCUACUCUUGAUCAAAGAAACACUAACCAUAAGAACGGCUGGAGCGUAAAAGAUAUGUUCGACGCCAACUCGAAGCUUGGAGUUCAGUCUUCAUAUGUUGAUAACUUGAGCCAAUACACAACUGCUGAAGUUAAGGGAUCCGACAAAGAUCGUGCCCGUGCUGAACAAAUUGCAGCUGAGAUCGAGAACAGCGCUUCGAGCAAGUAUUACUCUCGCCUGGAAAAUGAUGAUGAAGAGAGAGAUUUGGAUAAGUUGACUGCUGAAGAUGAGUUGGACACUUCAGCCCGCAGAGGAAGAGGUUCAUAUUCAAAUGUCAGUCGUGGAAGAGGCGGGAAUGUGAACAAUAAUCGCAGAUCUGAUGGAAUGAAAGGAGGAAACGACAGACGUAGCAGUGGAGCCAAUAGCCGUUAUGGCAGUUAUGGACAACAGCAGAGACCAGGUCAACAACAUUAUAUUCCCGGACAAAAUAAACGCCCAACAGGCCAAGAAGUUCAAGAUCAGUUCCAAGAAUGGAAAGAAUCUGCAGCCAGAAAGGAAGGAGGAGGAGGAGGAGGAAGUGGGGGCGGAAAAAUCUUUGAAAACAGUACAUUCAAGGCUCAGCCUAAAGUUAUUCUUGAAAAUGCAAGUAGGGGCAAUGGUGAACGCAAUAACCAAAGCUCUGCUAAACGUCUUAAUGAUUUAGUGCAAUGGCGGAGAAACGUGACGAUUCACUCAUCCAAGGUUGAGCAGAAGGCCGACAAUGACCAUUCACAAAAUAACACUGCUCAUCCUUCUGAAGGCCAUAGCAGAACUUCAGUUCCUGCUGGAAAUGCUUGGAACAAAGGACCUCCAAUGGGUCUUGUGAAUUGUCAACAAGUUCCUUCUGAUCCACAGCCAAACGGAGACGGCGUUGCUGCUUCUACAUCUAAAGAACCUGAGGAAUCUCGAGAUGUAUCAGUUGAAGAGCCAACUGUUACUGAGGAAAAAGAAAUCCCAGAGAAGAAAGAUGCCGAACCAAAGGAAGAGAAAGAUGCCGGAUCCAAGAAGUUCACUUUCAAUGUUAAUGCUCCAGCAUUUACCCCAAGAGUUCAGACCCAACCACCAGCUCAACCUACUCAAGUGGUUCAAGUCCCACAGCAGCAGAUUCCAGCUAUGACCGCUAUCCCGGUCGGAACUGUAUCCGCUGGCAUGCCUAUGCAAGCCAUUCCUCCACCAGGAGUAUUUUCUCCUAUGGCUGGUAGAUCUGUAGCUCCUCAGUUCCAGGGAGCUCCACAAGGAUUCUCCCUCGUUCAAUCUAGUUAUCCUCAGUACCUAGUUCAACCUCCAGUUGUUGGUUCUAUGGCUAUAGCUCCACAAAGAGGAGCAACUACUGCUCCUCCCACACAAGUUGCUUUUGCUCCUGCUCCUCAGGGCAAUCAAAGACGAUCAACUGGUCCUGCCACUGCUGGUGCUGUCAUGAUGCAACCAGGAGGACAAUGGCAGAAUCAAAUGAUUAUGCAACAAGUUCCUUACGGUUAUCAGCAGUAUGCUCUCCCAAGUGGAGCCACUGCUCCUCCCCAAACUUAUGUUGAUGGUACACAGAUGAUUCCUCAAGGCCAACAACAAAUUGCGCCCCAACAGUAUCAACAGCGAUAUGGCCCUCCAAUCGGCUAUGUGUAUCCCCAACAAGGUGUACCUCAACCUGGGCAGCCAAAAUAUGCUGGCGGCCAACCUAUGCAUGAUGGAAAUAAUCCACCUCACACUCCUGCAAUAUCUUCAACGGGUCCCAAUAGUCAACCUCCAACUCCUGGUCCUCAGCCAGCUCAAUCUCCUGCACAGGCGCAAGUUCAAACCGCCGGUGGCAGAGGCUCCCCAGCAAACGUAGGCACAGCUCCUCCUCCUGUAUCCGCACAACCCCAACAACCUUAUGUAGUUUCUGGAAGUCAACCUCCAAUGGUCUCUCAUCAACCUAUUUAUCACACAGGAGCCAAUAUGGUGGUUUAUCCAGCACAUGCACACCCACAAGUAAUUAUGUAUAAUGGAAGUAUGCCUGUUCCUCAUAUGCAACCAUAUGGGGAACAUCAUCAUAUGGAGGGAGGCAUGAUUCAACCAGGCGCUACUCAACAGAUGAUGAUCCACGAUCAGUAUGGAAAUUAUGUUCCUCCUGGAAAUCCCCUAUAUUAUCAAGCCCCACCUCAUCCAGGCCAACAACAAGCAAUGUCUAGACAAAAUUCUGUACCUCAAGCAGUAAAUGCAACAAGUCCAUGA
Auanema sp. JU1783 is the source of this 2619-nucleotide messenger RNA. NCBI's taxonomy places the organism in Eukaryota, Metazoa, Nematoda, Chromadorea, Rhabditida, Rhabditidae. The record is from the annotation of a GenBank genome assembly.